Molecule: messenger RNA, 1831 nt
Organism: Dermatophagoides farinae (American house dust mite)
Lineage: Eukaryota; Metazoa; Arthropoda; Arachnida; Sarcoptiformes; Pyroglyphidae
Biological process (GO): phosphatidylethanolamine biosynthetic process
Cellular component (GO): cytoplasm
Molecular function (GO): ethanolamine kinase activity
Source: RefSeq, a predicted model, not a curated record
UUUGUUGGCUGAAAAUAAUGUAUUGAACUUUAUUUGUGCGAUUUCAAAGACAAGGAUACAAAUACAAAUAUUAAUAUAUAAUUGAUUAUUGAUUAGUGGAUAUAUAUUUUGAAUUGUAUAAAUUGCUAUAUAUUUCCAUUUUUCUUCACACACACACACACACACACAAAUGAUGGCAUCAUAUGAUUGAUCAAAAUAUCUGAAUUCAAAAUUUUUCUUAUCUUGAUAUAGAGUGUGCAAAGAUAUCCAUCAAUAAGUGAAAAUAGUAAGUUAUGUUUGUCAAUCAAUCAAACAUUUUGAUUUGGCGAAAUGUAAAAUUUUUUUUGUUCAUUCAUAAAUUCAAUUUAUGGUGAUCGAUCGAUUCGUUCAUUAUAAUUUGUUCAUCAUCAUCAUCAUCAACGACAACAAAACAAUGAUUGAAUCCGAUGAAAUUCUUCGAAAACUUAUUGAAUUAUUUCAAAAAUUCAAUACAAUCAAUGUUUGGUCACAGAUAACCGGAAAGAAUGAUUUUCAAGCUGAAUAUUUAGGAAAGGGUAAUAUUUGUGAUGUGAUACGUUGUCGAUUAAAUCCAUCGAUUUUAACGAAAGAAAACACAAAAUUUUCAUCAAUUUAUCACAAUGAAAUUGUUGUGAAAAUUUUACCAGAUAAUAUUUUUAUUAAAUAUGAUCCAUUGGAAGCAUCGGUAAUAAAUACUAUUAUUUGUUCCAAUGGUAUUGGACCCCGAUUAUUCUACACUGAUCAUCAAUAUAAAGUAUAUGAAUUAAUCGAUGGUCGUACAUAUAAUUACAAUGAUGAUUGCAAUGAACAAACUGUUCGAAAAUUGGCAAGAACAUUGGCAAGAUUUCAUCGGCUUAAUGUACCGAUUUCCAAUGAUUCACAACAACGUUGGUCAUCAAUGAUUGAAAAUCUAGAAUUAAUGCCAUUCUAUGACAUACUCGAAAGCAAAGCAUAUUUACCGUUAAUCAAACACGAUGAACAAUUACGACAAGAAUAUUAUGAUUUUGCCGCUAAAAUUGAUAUUAUCAAAUUAAAUGCCAAUAUCAUUCGAUUAUGUCAUGAUAUUUCUGGUCAAUCAUCAUUUGUAUUUUCACAUAAUGAUUUUAAUCGCAAUAAUCGUAUCGUUUGCAAUGAUCAUAUCAAAUUAAUUGAUCUUGAUUAUUCUACCUAUUAUUAUCGUGGUUAUGAUCUUGGAAGAUAUUUUUCCAAUUAUCGUCAUCGUGAUGAUAUGUUUGGUGCAGAAAGUUUUCCAACCGAUCAUGAAAUGGAUAUUUUUCUUAAUGAAUAUCGUCAUGAAAUGGUUAGAAAAUUAAAAUGUAAUAAUACUAAUAAUAAUAAUGAUGAUCAUGAUCAUUGGAUGGAUGAAAUACUCGACGAUGAUCAUCAUCAGUAUUCAUUACAACAAUUACGAGCCGAAUCAAAAGCAUUUACAUUGCUUGCAUAUGCAGUGGAUACUUAUUUUGGAUUAUGGCAAUUUACAAUCGAUCCAAAUGGAUCACAUGGCAAAUAUUUUCUGAAUGUGGCUAAGACACGUGGCAUGGAAUUACAGCGUUUAAUUCAACAAUUUAUCAACGAUGAUGAUCAUAAACAAUUUGUUCAUCUGUACAGCCAAUGAAAAAGUGAAAAAAAAAUAAAUGGAUAUAUUGCCAUCAAAUUUUCGAAACAUUAUCUUGAACAUUGAUCAAAAUUAUUAUUGAUAAAAUUUUCACCUUGAUCAUGAAUUUUGUUGAUGUUUUGUUACUAUUAUUAAUUGAAGUUGCAGCAGCAAUGAUAGAUUUAUAUAUUAAUAUUUAAUAUUUUAUUUUUCAAAAUCUAAAUUUCAAUAUCAAUGAAA